This is a messenger RNA of Diospyros lotus (date-plum), 2268 nucleotides long. RefSeq names its product (6-4)DNA photolyase. The transcript is spliced from 14 exons. Bases 279 to 1916 code for a protein of 545 amino acids. The record is from RefSeq and is a predicted model, not a curated record. Gene Ontology annotation, molecular function: DNA binding; FAD binding. Gene Ontology annotation, cellular component: nucleus; cytoplasm. NCBI's taxonomy places the organism in Eukaryota, Viridiplantae, Streptophyta, Magnoliopsida, Ericales, Ebenaceae. Gene Ontology annotation, biological process: entrainment of circadian clock by photoperiod; circadian regulation of gene expression.
UCACGAACUCUAACUCUAACCCCCGGGGAUGUUCUAAUCUGCGCCCGUCGCGCACCGCUCCUACUACAACGCGUGUAAAAAAUUCGUACGCAUUUUCCAUCUCAUUCUGUAAGGCGCACGUUAGCCUCGCCGUGUCCAACCCACUGCUUUUCCAUGGCGGGAAAACCGUUAACGUCUUAAAUGCGCCCCUGCUGCAAAACUAGAAUCGACAGUCUCUCCCUCUCUUCUGCGUUCAACGGCCGGAAACAUCAUCAAUCGAUCUCCGUUCGGAGUCAGGAAUGGCGGUGUGCGGGCCAAACUCUCUGAUGUGGUUCCGGAAGAGCCUCCGGAUCCAUGAUAACCCGGCUCUAGAGUACGCCGCCGCCACUAAUGGCGGGGGAGGACAGUCCGGAUGCCUCUACCCGGUGUUCGUCGUCGAUCCGCAUUACAUGGAGCCCGAUCCGACGGCCUUCUCGGCCGGCUCGGGCCGUGCCGGGUUGAAUCGGAUCCGGUUCUUGCUGGAGAGCCUGGUGGAUCUGGACUGCAGCCUCCGGAAGCUUGGUUCCCGUCUGUUGGUCUUGAAGGGCGAGCCUGCCGAAGUUCUGAUUCGCUGCCUAAAGAAGUGGGACAUUAAAAGGCUAUGCUUUGAACAUGACACUGAGCCGUACUAUCAAGCUUUAGAUAUUAAAGUUAAGCAGGACUAUGCUUCUGCUGCUGGCGUUGAGAUUUUCUCUCCUGUGAGUCAUACACUAUUUAAUCCUGCUGAUAUUAUACAAAAGAAUGGUGGAAGGCCACCGUUGACUUACCAAUCAUUUGUGAAGCUUGCCGGGCACCCCUCUUGGGCAUCUUCACCUCUCUCAACAACCAUUUCUUGGCUACCCCCGGUUGGCAAUGUUGGGAACUCUAAGAUUUCAAAUGUUCCAACACUUAAAGAACUUGGUUAUGAAGAUAUUAUACAGGAUGAAUCUACUCCUUUUAGAGGUGGUGAAUCAGUAGCACUGGAGAGGCUGAGAGCUGCAAUUAAUGACAAGGAGUGGGUAGCAAAGUUUGAGAAACCAAAGGGAAACCCGUCUGCAUUUCUAAAGCCAGCUACAACUGUAUUAUCACCCUACUUGAAAUUUGGGUGUCUCUCUUCAAGAUAUUUCUACCAGUGCAUCCAGGAAGUUCAGAAGAAUGUCAAAAGUCACACAUUACCACCAGUGUCCCUUCUUGGACAGCUGUUAUGGCGAGAUUUCUUCUACACUGUUGCUUAUGGAACUCCUCACUUUGAUCAAAUGGAAGGAAAUAGAAUAAGCAAGCAGAUACCUUGGAAUGUUGAUGAUAGACUUCUGGCAGCAUGGAGAGAUGCCAGGACAGGAUUCCCCUGGAUUGAUGCUAUUAUGGUCCAGCUUCACAAGUGGGGUUGGAUGCACCAUCUUGCAAGGCAUUCUGUUGCAUGUUUUUUAACUCGUGGAGAUUUAUUUGUCCAUUGGGAAAAAGGGCGUGACAUUUUUGAGAGACUGUUGAUAGAUUCAGAUUGGGCAAUUAAUAAUGGAAAUUGGUUGUGGCUCUCUUGCUCAUCAUUUUUCUACCAGUACAACCGUAUCUAUUCUCCAACUUCAUUUGGAAAGAAAUAUGAUCCAAAUGGUGAUUACAUUAGGCAUUUCCUUCCCAUAUUGAAAGAUAUGCCAAAGGAAUAUAUCUAUGAGCCAUGGACAGCUCCAUUAAGCAUUCAAACUAAAGCAAAUUGCAUUAUUGGAAGAGACUAUCCUAAACCAGUGGUUUCUCAUGAUACUGCAAGCAAAGACUGCAAGAGGAAGCUAGCCGAAGCAUACGAGUUGAACAAAAAACUAAAUGGCUCGGUGAGUGAACAAGACCUCAAGUUUUUGAGGAGAAAAUUUGAGGAAUAUCAGCAGAAGGGCCAGCAACCCGAGUCCAAGAAGCCCAAGAACUUAUAGCCGAAAGCCAUACCAUCAGACCAAGAAUAAGAAUGCUCUUACUUGAGUCAUCUUGGCUGGAGCAUGGCUUUCUAUGAACAGCAGGCUGAAAGUGGAGUGGAAAGUAAAAAACCAAAAUGAAGACAUAAGAUCAUACUUGUCCACUUAAUUCUUCAAACUCUCUAAAUGUUUUGGUUUAAUGUGAGUUAGCCUCUUUUCUAUAAACCUGCAUUUCAGUGAGUAGUUCCAAUGGCAGCAUUAUGUCUGUAUUUGCUCCCUUGUUCUUCCAAUGCCUCUUUUGUAUUUGCUGUUGAGCAACAAUUAUGAUUAAGUUAAUAAUAGUUAUGUAUAAUUAAAAAUAUGACAUAAUAUC